UAAAAAAAUUCGUCUCUCCCCGGGGGUACUCUCUCAACGAUCGUCCUGACCAAUUCCAUAUGUAUGGGGUGAGCAACGACGUAAAUGUGCUGACUACAUUACGCCGCUAUAUAAAGAUAGCCGUCAACCAUCCUAUCCCCACAGACCGUGUCAGAUCGACAAAAGGUUCACGGACAGACAGACAGACACCUCGCGUUACUCAUCGCCUUUUUUUUCCUUUUCGAAAACCGGAACUCAAAGUGCGGAAGUUUCAAGUUUUUGAAAAUCGGUUCCAGUAACGCUUCAAAAAAAAAAAAAAAAUUGUUAUUACCGAAAAUCGGUUUAACAAUCUUUUCGAAAAUCGGUUCAAGAAGCUUUUCGAAAAUCGGCUCAAGGAUCGUUUUCAAAAAUCGUUUUGAGAAUUGUUUCGAAAAUCGGUUCAAGGAUCGUUUUUAAAAAUCGUUUCGAGAACAGUUUUUAAAGAUCGUUACGAAAAUAGUUUCAAGAAUUGUUCGAAAAUCAAGAAUCAUUUCAAGAACUGCUUCAAAAAUCGUUUGCGGAACUGCUUCGAAAAUCGUUUCCGGAAUUGCUUCGAAAAAUCGUUUCAAGAACUACUUCGAAAAUCGUGUCAAGAACUGUUUCAAGCAUCAUUUCAAAAAUAGUUGCAAAAAUAGUUUCAAGAAUCGUUUCAAGAACUAAUUCAAAAAUCGUUUCAAGAACUGAUUCAAAAAUCGUUUCAAGAUUCGUUUCAAGAACAGAUUCAAAAAUCGUUUCAAAAUUCGUUUCAAGAACAGAUUCAAAAAUCGUUUCGAGAUUUGUUACACAAACUGAUUCAAAAAUCGUUACAAGAAUCGUUACGAAAACUGAUUCAAAAAUCGUAACAAAAAUCUUUUCAAGAAACAGUUUUAAAAAUCGUUAUAAAAAUCUGUUGUCAAAAAUAAAAAUUGCUCCACUAACUUUGUUGUAACAAAAUAGUUUUGAUAACAUUGCAUCAAAAUAAUUUUGUUAAUAUUGCAACAAAAUAGUUUUAUUAACAUUACAAGAAAAUAACUUUGAAAAACAACAUUGCAACAAAAUAAUUUUUAAAAAAGAAACAUUACAACAAAAGCAGAAUGUCGCUGAUUUUAAUAGGAAGCACAACAUACUUUCUAAUCGCAAUUCUGACGAUUGCCAUUGUAUUGAUAAUCUUCGAUCAUGUGAAAUUGAAAAGGAAGAGGAAUGAUUGCGGCAAGGAAGUGGACAGUGAGGAGCAAAUAUUGCCGGAAGCACCGGGACCAAAACCGUGGCCUAUUUUGGGAUCGCUGCACAUUUUGGGACAAUAUGACGUGCCGUACAAGGCAUUCGCUGAACUAGUUAAAAUCUACAAGAGUCCCGUUUUGAAAAUGAAAAUGGGCUCCGUUAAUUGCAUCGUCGUCAAUGGUCUGGAGAACAUUAAGGAGGUGCUCUUCAAUAAGGGCGCGCACUUCGACUCUCGGCCUAAUUUCACCAGAUAUCAUCUACUCUUCUCUGGCAAUAAGGAAAACUCGCUCGCUUUCUCCGACUGGUCGGAAUUGCAAAAAUCACGCCGUGAAAUGCUACGAGCACACACCUUUCCCCGUGCCUUCACAACAAAGCACAAUCAACUAAGCAGCAUCAUUUGCAAUGAACUCGAAACCCUAUUGGAUCAACUGUCACAAAAAUCCUCAGCACCAAUCGAGGCAAAACCCCUCAUUCUCCACACCUGUGGAAAUAUAUUCAUGACCUACUUUUGUUCAAAAAAUUUUCAACCCAAUCAUCAUGGAUUCAGCGAGAUGGUUAGAAAUUUCGAUAAAGUAUUCUUUGAAGUGAAUCAAGGUUACGCCGCCGAUUUUAUGCCAUUCCUCAUGCCAUUGCAUCAUAAAAAUAUGCUAAGAAUGGCAAAUUGGAGUCAUAGAAUUCGUGAAUUCGUCGAGGAGUGUGUCAUUGAGGAUCGUUUCUCGAGUUGGACGACGGCGAUUCCCGAGGAGGACUAUGUCGAUUGUUUGAUUAAUCAUGUGAAAUCGAAGGCAGAGCCGAAUAUGUCGUGGAAUACGGGAUUGUUUGCACUGGAGGACAUUAUUGGGGGGCAUUCGGCAAUUGGAAAUUUUUUGAUGAAGGUCUUUGGAUUUUUGGCUACGAGAUUGCAUGUGCAAUUGGAGGCGCAACAGCAGAUUGAUGGGAUGGAGAUUUUGGAGAAAACUGUUGGAUUGGAGUAUAGGCGGUCGUUGCCUUAUAUCGAGGCGAUUAUUAUGGAGACGAUUCGAAUUAUUGCGAGUCCGAUUGUACCACAUGUGGCUAGUCAGAAUAGUUCUAUUGCUGGUUAUAGAGUCGAGAAGGACACAUUCAUAUUCCUCAACAAUUACGAUCUGAACAUGUCCGAGGAUCUAUGGACCAAACCAAAUGAAUUCAUCCCCAACAGAUUUGUCCGAAAUGGAACUCUCCAAAAACCCGAACAUUUUCUCCCAUUCGGAGGUGGUCGACGCUCCUGCAUGGGCUACAAAAUGGUCCUCUAUCUCAGUUUCUCAACAAUCGCGAGUGUACUGAAAAAUUUCACAAUCCUCCCAAUCGAGAACGAAGACUAUAAAGUGCCAAUCGGAAAUCUUGCCCUACCGGAAAAAUCAUGGAACUUUAGAUUCGUGAGACGAUAAAAAAAAAAAAAAAAAAAAAAAAAAAAACACAAGACUUAAUUCUUCACUGGGAAUGUGAGGAUCAGAGCUUAAAUUAUUAUCGCCUACUCGUGAUGAGACUUAUACUUCACCGUGACAUUACUAGUUUAUAGCAAAGUGAUCGUCAUUUUAGGGGAGUUUCAAUUUUUUUUCACACAUUAACUCUCAAAUUUCCUUUUUUUUAAAGAACGAGAGAAAAUGAAAAAAAAAAAAUUCCACUUUGAAAGAAGAAUAUUUUUUUUUAAU
Messenger RNA from Leptopilina heterotoma, 2888 nucleotides. RefSeq names its product cytochrome P450 307a1-like. The record is from RefSeq and is a predicted model, not a curated record. Lineage: Eukaryota; Metazoa; Arthropoda; Insecta; Hymenoptera; Figitidae. Bases 1092 to 2624 code for a protein of 510 amino acids. Gene Ontology annotation, molecular function: heme binding; monooxygenase activity; oxidoreductase activity, acting on paired donors, with incorporation or reduction of molecular oxygen. The transcript has 3 exons.